Molecule: messenger RNA, 723 nt
Organism: Cotesia congregata
Lineage: Eukaryota; Metazoa; Arthropoda; Insecta; Hymenoptera; Braconidae
Source: the annotation of a GenBank genome assembly
AUGGAGAACCGUUUACCUAAUAAUAGCAAUAAUAUGUUAAUAGGAUGCGUAUCGAGGAUCUUAAGAAUCCGAACUGGGGUACAGGCUAUUGUUUGCAAAUAUCUCUUUAAAAAUGUUUACUUGUGUGCCGAGUGCAUCAACGAUAACCGACUUACUGGGACGAGGUUCCAUGCAUGUUUUUUCGACGGAGCAAUUUUUGAAACUGAUGGACGCAAGUGGAUUCAGAGGGCCCUGGGACACUGUAGUGGAUCUUGGGGCUGGAGACGAGUCCUGAAUGUGAAUGACUGGGACAAGAUGGGGCCAUUCAACGUGAUCCUGUGCCUAAACCUCCUGGACCGGUGCGACAGGCCUAACACCCUCCUGACCCAACUGAGAGACACUUUAGCCCCCGGAGGACGUCUGGUAGUAGCACUGGUGCUUCCCUUCAGCCCCUACGUGGAGACAGGAGAACGUGGGGACCACAAGCCUAUGGAGUACUUGCCUAUCAGAGGAUUCGGCCUAGAAGAGCAGGUCGCGACAGUUAUUGACCGCGUCUUUAAACCCGUCGGCCUAAGAUGCUUAGUCUGGAGCAAACUUCCUUAUCUCUGCGAGGGGGAUCUGAGACAGGCCUAUUGUUUUUUGGAGGACGUUAUUUUUGUACUUGAAGCCGAGGAAGGAACAGAACAACGAAUAAAAGAGCCAAUAAUUGAAAAUGAAAGGACUGAUUGUGAUAAAAAGGAUUGA